AUGACUUUCUAUUCCAAAAUACGGCAGGUGACAAAUAGUGCAUUCCCGCACAAGGUCCCACAGGACCCCCUCAGGCAGUAUCACUUGAGGACUUUUGUCAUGGACAAAAACUUUAAUGCAGAGCACAUGGAGUCAAAGAACCCCCAUGAUGAUGUCCCAUUGGCCAAUGGCACAGCAUUCUUGAUGGCAAACCAACUGUACAUGGAGCACCUCAAAAUUGCCAAAGAAAAUAAAGUGGGGUCUAAUUGUAAUAAUCACAGAGCUGUAAACCUGGCAAACAAGGACCAGCAGCACCUUAAUGCUACCGGGAUUGGUGCUACUGCCUGUGCCCGGUAUAGAGUAUUUUGCCUGGGUGCCAUAGUGGAUUGUCAGAAAGGUGAACUCCAAAUAAACAUGGACUAUUCCCUAUGUCAGGCCUUGUCCUCAUUGGCUGAAAUCAACUUAGUCAUAGUCCUCUAUGAUAUAAUGUGCCAAUACAGUAAACACUUCUCAAAGAGGGUCCCCAGUGGUGUAUUCAUGUACAAGGGCAUUGGAUUAUUUCAUGUGCAUAGACAUCAAGACAUCUGCUUCCCAUGA
Molecule: messenger RNA, 576 nt
Organism: Serpula lacrymans var. lacrymans S7.9
Lineage: Eukaryota; Fungi; Basidiomycota; Agaricomycetes; Boletales; Serpulaceae
Exons: 4
Coding region: 1-576 (191 amino acids)
Source: RefSeq, a predicted model, not a curated record